This is a messenger RNA of Ziziphus jujuba (common jujube), 918 nucleotides long. Its product is annotated as ferredoxin, root R-B1. Lineage: Eukaryota; Viridiplantae; Streptophyta; Magnoliopsida; Rosales; Rhamnaceae. Gene Ontology annotation, molecular function: electron transfer activity; 2 iron, 2 sulfur cluster binding. Bases 197 to 646 code for a protein of 149 amino acids. Gene Ontology annotation, biological process: electron transport chain. Gene Ontology annotation, cellular component: plastid. The record is from RefSeq and is a predicted model, not a curated record. The transcript has 2 exons.
UCUAAAAUGCCACCCCCACUUUCUCACGCCCCAAACACGUGCACGUUUUCUCACUAAACACGGCCACGGUUCUCGCUUUUUCUUAGGGCUGGUUGCGAGGCAUUCCGUCCCCCGUACUCUCCUAUUUUUCUCGGACUUUCCGCUCCCAAUUGCUCCCUUUGAUUCCAGGUGUAAAAAUAAUUUGAGCACUGUCAAUAUGUCGACCGUAACACUUCCAACAGUUUGUUCAUUUAAAACUCCACCAUCGAGACAAUCCUCUGCCUUUGUUAAGAAUACAAGUUCCUUCAGUUCAGUAAAGAGAACAUCUAAAGCAUUUGGAUUGAAGUCUUCCUCUUUCAGAGUGUCUGCAAUGGCGGUGUACAAAGUGAAACUGAUAGGAGAAAAAGGCGAAGAGUUUGAGUUUGAUGCCCCUGAUGAUGCUUAUAUUCUUGAAUCGGCUGAAACUGCUGGAGCGGAGCCGCCAUACUCAUGCAGAGCUGGUGCCUGUUCUACUUGUGCUGGGAAGUUGGCUUCGGGAUCCGUUGAUCAGUCAGAUGGAUCAUUCCUUGAUGACAAGCAAAUCGAGCAGGGGUAUGUGCUGACCUGUGUCGCAUAUCCUACCUCAGAUUGUGUGAUCCACACCCACAAGGAAAGUGAUCUUUACUGAUUACUAUGGUUAGCAUGAACCCUACCUUGUUGAAUGAAUAAACUUGGUUGUGUUUUCAUAGAAACAACCUGUAAGCAGAUGGUUUUUCUGGUUGUGUUAAGUUAGCUAUAGAGAUCGUUCUGUUUUCUACAUAUUUCUGAUUUGGGUUUGAAACAAUCUGUAGCAUUAAAAGGUAGGAUCCUGUUUGAUGUUCAAAAUUGAACAAAUUGGUGACCUUUAAAAUGAAUGAAAAAUAUGCUAAAGAGCCUAUAUGAAUCUUAUUUUAUAUCAAA